UAAAUGGCGGAAUCAGUGGAGAAAGACACUUCGAAUGAGGAGGUUCUGUCCUUCGAACUCCCUGCCCCUCCUGGCUGGAAGAAAAAGCCUCAGAUUGAAUUUGUAGAUGAUAUGGUGUCUGAGUAAGGUGGAUGUUCAUGGCUGUAAAAUCCAAAAUAAGUUGAACUGGUCAUCUCCCUGCAACCAGGCUUACAUGUUUCCACUGAAAAUCUGUGGCCAUGUAUGGUUCGACUGCCUGGUCCUUCAUCCGACAGUUAAAAGUGAUAGAGUUGAAUCCUAAGGCUAGGGAAAGCUUUCGAUGUCUCAAACACGCUAAGAUCAAUGUGCUUCUGGUUGCCUUACCAGACUUCUCAAAGCCAUUCCUUGCAGAAAGGAAUGGUAUAGAUCAAAGAUUUCUAUACGCACGCAAGAGCAAUGCCUUAUUGUCGGUUUCUUCUUUUGAACAAGAAACGAAACUUUUCAUUGAUGCAAUGAAUAGAAACUAUAGCUCCAAGGAUACAAAUUCCAUAAAGGAGUGAAAUGCACCAAGAAGAAGCCUUCAAAACUGCAGAAUUAAUGCGAUCAGACCAAGGAGAGGAGACUUGUGUUCAGGUCUCCAUCCAAGCUUCUCUUGAUGAUAUGGUUACAAUCCCAUAUAUUAAAGGUAACCGAUGGUAAUUGUAUUUUCCAUUAAAAAAUGGCCUUCAUACGUAUUGGGCCAAUGAUUAAAAAAUUGUACAGAUCAACGCAGCUUGAAGUUCUUCUACAAACAACCGUGUGAAGGCGAAUUUCCGAAGAGGAUCGGGAAGCCUGAGCUGAGAAGUGAGGUACAUGACAGGAAUUGGUAGUUUGUUCUAGGGAAGGCAGAGGAAGGAAAGAUAGUUUUCCUACUAGAGAAUGGAUAGCAUCUGAAAUGGCUGGCCACUUUGUACUCUUGCCUUAUUUUCUUUUGGAAAUGAUAAAAGUCUCUUGCCAGGGUAUUCAUUUCAUUAGAUCUUUUUCAGAUGAAGGUGGAUGAAUGGUUAGUGAUGAAAAAAAGGACAGACAGACUUUAGCUCUGAGUAGGCAGCCUGAUAGCAGAUGGUCUACCAGAAGGGCCGAGCAUCGUUUCUGGACAACCGAUCAGACCCUUAGCCAAGAGGAGGUGUCUUGUAAGGUUAUGAAAUUUAGAAUAUACUCAAAUUCGUGAGAUUUUUCUUCUGGCUUCUUGAUCUUGGGAAGGUUAAUUCUUUUUAAUCUUAUACAGAAACUCAAUAGCCCUCGAUACCGAUCGUGACAACAUAAGGACUCCUAUCAAUGCAGUCUGUUUUGGCAAAUUUAUGUGUCUGUUUUUUCCCAAGCAAGGUAAAUCCCCUAGGAAACAUGAGGUCAUCUUCAUAACUCCUACAGGGGAGGAGAUCAACCACAAAAGGAAGUUGGAUCAGUAUCUGAAGGCACACCCCGGUGGCCCGGCAGCUGCUGAAUUUGAUUGGAGCACGGGCGAGACGCCGAGGAGGUCAGCAAGGAUAAGCGAAAAGAGUAAAGUGACUCCACCGGUCGAACGUGAGCAUCCCAAGAGAAGAAGAUCUUCUGUGUCGAAGAAAGAUAUUAAAGAAACAGAAGCUGAACCAGAAGUUUUGGAGGAGGAGAAAGAAAUUGACAACCAAGACGGUGAAAAACAUGAGAGCAUGGUUGAUGCUGAGGUAAAAGAUGAAAAGGUAACAAAAGAUGAAGCUGUGGAUGCUGAAAAACAAGAACAUAAGAUAGCUAGUGAAUCAGAACAAGAAAAAUUGGACAAAGAUCUCAAUGAGAAGGAACCUGAAAGCUCCAAAUUAAACCUCAAUGAGAAUCUGGAGGGAGCAAAGCAAGAGGAAGCCAUUGAGGAACCACAAGUUCAGAAGAAGCCUGAUGGUAAUCUGGGUGAAGCUACCGAACCCGUUUCCCUUAUACCCGAUGAAAACGAAAACGAAAACGUGCCAGAGGAGAAUAAAAAACCUAUUCAGCAGGAUAUCGAACUUGACAAAGGAGCUGCAACUCCAGAAAAGAGUGAGAAACAUACCGAGGCCGACAAGAUUGUUGACGUCGCCGUGAAUGGCAGCGGCGGGAAUGAAGGUGACGAGGUAAAGACUUGAAAACGAUAUUACGUUUCUGGCUGUAGCCUCUUCAUUGGUGUUUUGAACAGAUUCAGAUUGCUGGGUUGGUCUGUGAUUCUGAUGUGGUUAAUUGUAGUAAUCUAAUUAUUGACAGAAACAUCCAUAGAUUAGGUUUAUUAUGUUCCAUCGCUUGUUGUUCACUUGUACUGAAUAAAAUUGUAGUUCAUAAUGAUCUCUGUAACAAUCAAGUUUAAUAUGCUUGUACCAUGUUGUUGUAAUGUAAACCUUUGUAAGGUAGAGAUUUAUGCAUACUCAUUUAGUUACAAUCA
This is a messenger RNA of Cucurbita pepo subsp. pepo (vegetable marrow), 2380 nucleotides long. The record is from RefSeq and is a predicted model, not a curated record. NCBI's taxonomy places the organism in Eukaryota, Viridiplantae, Streptophyta, Magnoliopsida, Cucurbitales, Cucurbitaceae.